Lepisosteus oculatus (spotted gar) is the source of this 551-nucleotide messenger RNA. The record is from RefSeq and is a predicted model, not a curated record. NCBI's taxonomy places the organism in Eukaryota, Metazoa, Chordata, Actinopteri, Semionotiformes, Lepisosteidae.
UGUGGGCGUGUCCAACUUUAUAAAAGCGCCGGUUUUGCCGCAGUCCUGGUCAUAGCUGACUAGAAUUUGCGGUACGUGAGAUUUCGCUAACUGUCAGGUUGACAAAAAGAAAAUCUCCAAAUAUGUCUGACGAAGGCAAGCUUUUUGUUGGUGGACUGAGCUUCGACACCAAUGAGCAGUCCCUGGAAGAGGUGUUCUCGAAGUACGGAAAUGUUUCAGAAGUCGUGGUGGUCAAGGACAGAGAAACACAGAGGUCGCGGGGGUUCGGCUUCAUCACGUUUGAAAACCCCGAGGAUGCCAAGGACGCCAUGAUCGCCAUGAACAGCAAGUCCAUCGAUGGCCGGGUGAUCCGCGUCGACCAGGCGGGCAAGUCCUCGGGAGGGAGGUCCGGCGGCUACAGGGGCGGCUCCUCCGGGGGGAGGGGAGGAUUCUUCCGCGGGGGCAGAGGAAGAGGUGGGCGUGGUUACUCGCAAGGUAAGGGCUGGCCGCAUGGCAAGAGCGAGUUUGCCUCCUCUUGGUCUGAUGUCACGCCCUCCUUCGGUUAGUCGCCC